UAUUGCAUUUAAAAUUGUGCGUUGGAGAGUCUCUCUUUAUGGGACAAUUUAAGAGUUCUGAUCUUCUUUAUAAACUGUCACUUCAAUUCCAACUGAUUUCAACCGGACUUUUUAAAUAGGCUAUAACCUUCCUAACAAAACCGGGAAUGAAGGCCUUCAGUGUUGCAUUUGCUAUCGACCUCGCGUGUAUGUGCAUCCUUGAAAGCACUGCUGUUCCUUUCUCCGAAGAGCGAACAGACGAGGUUGGAAGCAUUGACAGUCCAGUUGGGGAACAUCAACAGCCGGGCGGCGAGUCCAUGCAUCUGCCGGAGCAUUUCAGGUUCAAGCGUCAGAGCCACCUCUCCCUGUGUCGUUGGUGCUGCAACUGCUGUCACAACAAGGGCUGUGGCUUCUGCUGCAAAUUCUGAGGACCUGCCUGCACUAAAACCCUCUUAUUAACUUAUUGCCUUUAAUUUCCCCCCUAUUCUUAUACAUUUCUUUUGUACAUUUCUAAGAUGCAAUCUUAUUGAUGUCUUUCUCAACGCACAACCUCAGUCUUGUACAUAAAUGCUUUGUAUCAUGUUGUAUAUCUAUUGUAUAGCCUAAUGACACAAGAAAAAUACUUAACUAUUUGAAAUAAGUGAGGAUUUUUAUUUUCUAUUUUGUACAUUUUAUAAAAAUUUAAAAAAAUGUAGUUUGUACGUGUUUGCGAUGUUUUCAUUCUACGAUGUUGUUUUUGUAACUAUGAUAAUGAUUUAUUAAAUCACUUCUUAUAA
This is a messenger RNA of Salvelinus namaycush (lake trout), 755 nucleotides long. RefSeq names its product hepcidin-like. Bases 147 to 407 code for a protein of 86 amino acids. Gene Ontology annotation, biological process: intracellular iron ion homeostasis; defense response to bacterium. The record is from RefSeq and is a predicted model, not a curated record. The transcript is spliced from 3 exons. NCBI's taxonomy places the organism in Eukaryota, Metazoa, Chordata, Actinopteri, Salmoniformes, Salmonidae. Gene Ontology annotation, cellular component: extracellular region.